AUGUUCGUCAUGAUGGCGGACGGUGUGAAGAAACCAGAAAACAUGUGCGAGCUUUGUGCCACAGUCAUUACCGGUUUAGAGUCUGUGGCGGUGCUAGAAUGUCAAGAAAAACUCGAUUUUAAACCUGUAAGGGAAAGAGGAAGAAUUUACUUCGAUAUUUCUCUGGAUUCUUUAGAAACGGCGAAAAACUUGCGUUCAAUUGAGAGAUUAUUUGUUGUUGUGGAUCGAAUUGAGGAUUUUGGCUCAACGAAAGAAAACAGUGACGUUUUACAGAAGUUUUACGAUCUUGCAAAGCAGCUUCAUUGGAAAUCAGCGCUUGAAACUUGGAAAGCUUUCACUGGGUACCAGGGCCCCGUGACAAAAACAGAUGAUGACGUUGCUAAGCAACUAUCUGCUGAGGAAAUCAAGUCCUUACCUAGUUUUCGUGUCACAUGCUCACGCAGUGGAAACAAUCAUGACUUUAAAUCAUCUGAUGCAGCAGCUCAAUUAGGAGGCGGUCUGAAUGACUUAUUUCACUGGCCUGUCAAUCUAUCUAAUGCCGACAUUGAAAUUAUACUUAAUGUUGUUGAUGACAGAGUUGUUGUUGGUGUUGCCCUUACAAGGGAGACACAAGGGCGGAGGAAUAUUGAACAUUUUGGUCCAACUACCCUAAAAUCUUCCUUGGCGUACUGUCUCUUAAAACUUGCCGAUAUAAAAACAGGCAAUGGACUUCCAUUCAGUUUCCAUCUUGUCUCUGUAGGUGAUGUGGUUUGUGAUCCCAUGUGUGGAGGGGGCUCUAUCCCAAUAGAAGCCCUACUAAACUGGCCUUUGUGUGUCCAUAUAUGUGGGGAUCACCAUGAGCUAGCUCCAUCAAGGACUCUGGCCAACCUAUCAGCUCUUACGUCUAAGCAAAAUAGAAAGCUUCCCCUUGACAUUUAUCAAUGGGAUGUCUGCAAUCUUCCUUUCAAGACAAAUAGCAUGGAUGUGAUUGUCACUGAUCUGCCAUUUGGCAAGAAGAGCGGCAGCAAACAGAACAACUGGAGCCUGUACCCCCAGGCGCUUGAUGAGCUUGCACGGGUGUGCCCCCCCAAGACGGGACGUGCUGUUAUUCUGACACAUGAUAAGAAGGCCCUAGCAAAGACACUACAGCGAAUGCAAAAGUGGUGGAAGGUGAAGUUGACAUUGUGGGUGAACAUGGGAGGUUUACAGUCAGGGGUGUAUUCACUGCUAAGGACAACCAACAGCAAGUAACAAGUGCUGACUAUGUACUAUCUUUUUUCUGCAUGAACAAAAAAUACGGCAGAGAAUGCAAAAGUAGAGCAAGUUGACUGUGUGGUCAAAAUGAUAGUUGACUUUGUGAUAAUCAGGAAAAUAAACAGGAACAGAUCGGUUUAUCAAAAUAAAAAAAAUAAAACUCA
This is a messenger RNA of Nematostella vectensis (starlet sea anemone), 1397 nucleotides long. RefSeq names its product tRNA (guanine(6)-N2)-methyltransferase THUMP3. Gene Ontology annotation, biological process: tRNA methylation. Gene Ontology annotation, molecular function: tRNA (guanine) methyltransferase activity; RNA binding. NCBI's taxonomy places the organism in Eukaryota, Metazoa, Cnidaria, Anthozoa, Actiniaria, Edwardsiidae. Bases 1 to 1230 code for a protein of 409 amino acids. The record is from RefSeq and is a predicted model, not a curated record. The transcript is spliced from 3 exons.